UUCGACGACCGCUUCUCAGACGAGCAGCUGGUGACCAUGUCGGUGCGCGAGCUGAACCGGCAGCUGCGCGGGGUCAGCAAGGAGGAGGUGAUCCGGCUGAAGCAGAAGAGGCGGACCCUGAAAAACCGCGGCUAUGCCCAGUCCUGCCGCUUCAAGAGGGUGCAGCAGAGACACGUCCUGGAGUCCGAGAAGAACCAGCUGCUGCAGCAGGUCGACCACCUCAAGCAGGAGAUCUCCAGGCUGGUGCGCGAGAGGGACGCGUACAAGGAGAAAUACGAGAAGUUGGUGAGCAGCGGCUUCCGAGAAAACGGCUCGAGCAGCGACAACCCGUCCUCUCCCGAGUUUUUCAUAACUGAGCCCACUCGCAAGUUGGAGCCAUCAGUGGGAUACGCCACAUAUUGGAAGCCCCAGCAACAUGUACUUACCAGUGUAUUUCAUGAAAUGAAAUUUAUGUGAGAACUGUGCAUUAAAAAUACAUUGUCAGUAGCAGUAGUAUUAUCUGCAGCGUUAGGAUACAACCUGCCCCUGACUUCUGUUUAGUCUCCUUCCUUAAAAAAAGAAAAUGUUUGCGUUAGAGAAAAAGGCUAUUAAAUAUAUAACCUCCUCCGUAUUAAUUAAUUAUGCCACUUGUCUGAGGGUCAUCUAUACUGACCCAUAGCAAAGCGAACCGGUGCUUGUCGCUUUAAGAUGUGCGAAACUGGAAUAGGCGCAGUUGUUUUCAAAUGUAAUAUUCAUUUUUAAAAACCCACUGAAAUGUAAAACAUAGAUACAUAUACAUUUAUAGGAAGGAAAGAAUCCCAAAGGUACCAGCUAGCAGUUGUAAAGCAUAUGUAGACAUACACUCUCAAUAGCACUUUUUCACGCUUCAUUGUUUCUCUGGCAGAUAAUUUCACCAAGGAGAAAAAAAUAUUGGACUCUCCCCCCCCACCCCCGGCCCCCCACAAGCAGAUGCCAUGGGCAGAAGCUCUAGCAGAGCCUGGCUUUCUCGUAGACCCCAGAUAAUGUUGUAUGUAUCAGUGAUGUCAAAUGUGUUUAUUUAUCAGACUCAGCCAUAAAUGAAAACAAUGUGUAGCAAAAUACAAAGUUAAGUUAAAUA
Messenger RNA from Myotis davidii, 1096 nucleotides. RefSeq names its product v-maf avian musculoaponeurotic fibrosarcoma oncogene homolog (gene MAF). The annotation marks the transcript as partial. The transcript is spliced from 2 exons. The record is from RefSeq and is a predicted model, not a curated record. Gene Ontology annotation, biological process: regulation of transcription by RNA polymerase II; lens fiber cell differentiation. Gene Ontology annotation, cellular component: nucleus. NCBI's taxonomy places the organism in Eukaryota, Metazoa, Chordata, Mammalia, Chiroptera, Vespertilionidae. Gene Ontology annotation, molecular function: DNA-binding transcription factor activity, RNA polymerase II-specific; RNA polymerase II cis-regulatory region sequence-specific DNA binding.